UUGAACUAAAUAAAUGAUAACUAUGAUUAUCAAGAGUGGUUUUUUAAAUACUGAAGUUACGACAUAUUGGCGACGAGGAUAAUGGAUGAUUGAAGGAGUGCCGGUUUGAAGUCGGAUGCUACUGGAUGGGUUCCGUGGGCUGACGGUGGACCGAAGUUGCUAGCAAAGAAUUCGAGAGGCUAACAGUGGACCGGAGGAUUCAUAGGAAAAAACGCAAGGAUGACUACGGUGAUAGGCACCCUUUCUGCCUUUGACGUGAAGGAGCAGACAUGGGAAGAGUAUUGUGAGAUACUUGAGCAGUUUUUUGAAGCUAACGGAAUUGAUAACGGAGACAAACAAAGAGCGAUCCUCAUCAGCGUGGUGGGACCAGCCACGUACAAGCUCAUAAGGAACCUGGUGAGUCCAGAUGAGCCCAGCUCGAAAACAUACAGUGAGUUAAAAACUUUAAUGAAAGAGCACUUCAACCCCAAACCGAGCGAAAUUGUGCAGAGAUAUACAUUUGACUCGCGCUCCCGCCAAUCCACGGAGACGGUCAGUGCAUACGUAGCGGAGUUGAGACGAUUAGCACAUGAUUGUAACUACGGUACUACAUUGGAACAGAUGUUGAGAGAGCGGCUUGUGUGCGGUAUUAAUGAUGACAGGAUUCAAAGACGCCUGCUAUCCGAAACAGACUUGACUUUUGAGAAAGCAUUCAAAAUUGCAGUAGCUGCAGAAGCUGCUAGUAAACAUGUUCAAGACCUACACAAGGCACCGUUAGCAUGCAACAGCAUGAAGACGGAGGGAACGUUGAAAAAGGAGGGAGAUGGAGAAAGAGAUAAAGAAUGCUAUCGAUGUCAGGGGAAACAGCGAGCGGAGUGCAAAUUUAAGGAGGCAAAGUGUCACUGUUUUCCUUACGCCAUGAGAGCAAAGGUAGAAGAGGAGAUCGACAGGCUGCUGAGGGAGGACAUCAUAACUCCCGUUAAAUACGCUGAGUUCCAGAUCCAGUUUUGGAGGCCCUGCCUGCAGACUGUGCCAUCACUACUUCCGUUCGAGAGAAAAUGGCUGCUCCUGAUACAGCCCAAGCACACCCUUCAGCCGUUGAACAGCCAGAUGCAGGAGUAG
Messenger RNA from Gasterosteus aculeatus aculeatus (three-spined stickleback), 1101 nucleotides. The record is from RefSeq and is a predicted model, not a curated record. NCBI's taxonomy places the organism in Eukaryota, Metazoa, Chordata, Actinopteri, Perciformes, Gasterosteidae.